UGCUAAGCUCAUUUAAGCUCUUCAUAGACAAUAACAUCAAAACAAUGUAUGCUUGUGCAAAUAUGGUGAUACAGUUAUCAUGUUUUGUAAGACAUCAAACAUGUUUGGUAUCAAAAAGUGAUAAUAAAACUGUUAUAUCGCCACCGUGUCGAAGAAUUUGCGAAAGAAAAGAUUGCUAUAAUUUGAUCAAGGACGGUAUAGGGCUUUACGAACGUCUCUAUAGACUAUGCCCAGACAAACUUCCUCAUCCAGGAUUAAUUGCCAAUGCAAGUGACUGUAGCAACUUUCCGAAGAAAGAAAUCAACAACGUUGAGCGUUGUCAACUACUUCCUUUCACAUAUGCAGAAAUGAAUUAUACCGAACACUGUUAUGAAGGAAAUGGAGAGUCGUACAACGGUACUGUCAACAUUACUAUGGCUGGGAAGACAUGUCUACCUUGGAGUAUUAAUCCAUUUUUAUCUGCACCACUUUAUAGCAACUUACAGAACAACUUUUGCAGAAAUCCUCAAGGAUAUGCAAAAGCACCCUGGUGUUAUGUAAAUGAAUUUUCGCGCCUGUGGGAAUACUGUAACGUUCCUACAUGUUUUUCGGUUGCUGCUGACCACAACAAAAUGUCACUAAAAAUUACUCUUGUCAUUGUAGCAGGUGUUUUAGUACUACUUUUGCGUCGGUACUUGUCUUGAGGCGGAAAAUGUGGUCGCAAAGAAUAAAAAGGCCUGAAGUAAUUAAACCAUAUUGUAGUUAUGAUGCAUCGACGAACGAAAUAAUAUCAGGAAUCACGGCAAAGACAUUUAGAUGCGACAAAAACGUAAAUGAAAAUGGAUAUUGAGCGGACAGAAUUACUAUACAGUUAUGUUGCCGUUUUACAUCUGCACGUUUUAAUUGGUACAUUUAUAUAAAACUGGUCGUUAGCCGGUAGAAAAAUCCACGGGUUCGCCCGUCCUUUUUAUACCGCAUUGCGUGCAUCUCGCUACGUGCGCAGCUAAGCUAACAUUUUGCGUGACAGACAGACAGACAGACGUAUGCGGGUAUUUUAAAAUAGAUGUAAAAUUAAUUUUCGAUUUUUUGCAAAGAACAUUCUGCAUGAGAAUAAUUAUGUGAAACACUUUCCGCGCAACAUAUUGUGUUGAUUAUGCAUUAAGAGUAAUGGAAAUGCAAACUAAUUCCUGCAGGUAAAAAAUGCACACAACCGACCACAGAAUUAAAAUAAAUCCAUUUAAAAACAAAAUUCCCUUAAAAAUAAUGAAAUAUUUUUUAGUGGUCUGGUGCUUCCAAAAACCUAAUUAAUUUCAAUAACAAUUAUUUGACUCGAUAUUUUCCAGUAUUCAUACCCACAGGAAUGUGUGUGCAAAUCCUAAAACUUUUGUAACCUUUGGCGAGUACUCUUUCUUGAGCAUGAAUUAUAGGAGAUGUAACGAGCCACAAAAUCUUCCAAAGACUCACUGAACUGUUUAGGAUAAUGUAACGACUUUUUUAUUCCCACAGAGUAUUUUUGCUGGAAGAAAAUUCCAUAGUUUCGCGGGUUUUUUUUGAAAAUUUCACAAUAUUUUAAUUUGAAAUGCUAAAGGAGAACAAUUUGAAUUGAAUAAUAUUAAAAUCAACAAAAAUCAAUUCUUUCGACAUGAUUUUCGACGCAAAUUAACAAUACUGACGAAUACAAAUACCUGGAAAAUAUUGUUGAUCCAGCGUUAACACUGUUAACUGACUUUGAAGCAAAAUGCAAACAAGCUUCGAAUCAAAUCAAGCUGAUGGCUAAAGUUAGACCAUACCUUACAAAAGCUGAUGUUGUCAACAUCUACAACAUGCUCAUUAUGCCUGUCAUAGCAUAUUAUAGUCAAAUUCACACAAGCAAAACGAAAACUAAAAAUUGAUAAACUCAAAUCACUCCACAACUGAGCCUUUUAUGAUCAUUAGUAGAGUUAACCUCCCGCUAAAAAGUCACGAAUGUUGUAUGAAAAUGAACAACUGCUCUUUUGUGAAGAAAUGUAUCGACAGAAAGCUGUGUGAAAAAUUUCGAUGGAUAUUUUAAAUUGAUGAGUCAUAGAAAAAACAAUAGAGGCAAAAAUUCGUUAAUUAGACUGCCUGGUGUAAAGUUUGAAUAUAAGAAUGAAUAUGAUUCAUUUCUGCGGUGCAAAAACAUUCAAUGAACUGCCAAAUGAUUUAAGAAAGAUUGAGGACUUUUCAAAAUGUAAGAAUGCGCUGAAAGUCCAUCUGUUUUUAGUUCCACUUUUUCUUUUUCUUUCUUUUUCGCAUCUGUAUAAAUAAAAUAAAAAUUAGAGUAUUUUAUUUUCCGUUAGAUACUUUUUAUUUCUUUAAUUUAAUAUAAUUUUUGUUAUUGUAAAUAAAACAGGGCACACAUUUAUAGCAGUACUUAGCCUACUGAAAUGUAACUUUUUUUAAUCCAGUGUAAAAAUUCAAUAAUAAAUAAAUACUUUUUUUAACAUUUCAUGUUCAACUUUUGUAGGGGGUUCUCACUUAUGCAAAUAUAUAUAUUAAAAGUAAUAAAUUUUAUCCAUUUUAUAACACCCAUAUACGUCUGUCCGUCUGUCACGAUAAAUGAUAUCUCAAGGAGUGAAACGCACCCAGUGCGGUAUAAAAAAAGACGGGGAAACCCACUGACUAUUUGAAUAACAUUUUACACCGUGCAAGUUGUAUUUUUCAUAUUUUGUAUAAACUCCAAUGGUUGAGUACUGUAUGCAAUAUACUAAAAUCACUGAUUUGGGGGCAAAGACAAUAUACCACCUGUCGAAUAAACUAAUUUUUGUUGAUUUAAAUUUGCUACACAGAAACCAUUCUGUUUUACAUUUUGUGUAAACUUUCGUGAAGAAG
Messenger RNA from Hydractinia symbiolongicarpus, 2829 nucleotides. RefSeq names its product plasminogen-like. Lineage: Eukaryota; Metazoa; Cnidaria; Hydrozoa; Anthoathecata; Hydractiniidae. The transcript is spliced from 4 exons. Bases 45 to 683 code for a protein of 212 amino acids. Gene Ontology annotation, molecular function: signaling receptor binding; endopeptidase activity. The record is from RefSeq and is a predicted model, not a curated record.